Molecule: messenger RNA, 151 nt
Organism: Racocetra persica
Lineage: Eukaryota; Fungi; Glomeromycota; Glomeromycetes; Diversisporales; Gigasporaceae
Source: the annotation of a GenBank genome assembly
GAUGUUCGGGCAAAAACUUUUUGGUUUCAAGAAUAAGACCACCAAAGGAAAAGCUACACGUAGACAAGAUCCAAUCAUGGAAAUGGAGCAAGAAAUUGUGGAAGCCGGAAGUUCAACUGUAGAAGCCGCAAGUUUAACUGAACCUGCGUGA